CUCUCUCUCUCUCUCUGGUUGCUCUUGGCUAUGGUGGUGAAUAGUCAAGCUUUCUUGUUGGCAUUAAUUGCAUUACUUGGAACCCAACUGUCUUCACUAAUGGCUGCAGAUUGUCCAUUAGAUUUCACUUCAUCAAACUUCACUCUAGUAGCUUCCGUCUGCUCCAAUAUAACCAACAGAGGCAAAUGCUGCCGCUACAUGAACGCCUUUGUCGCUAUAUCCGUGGCUCGUUACGCUAACUUGUCAAACAAUCUAGGAGUCACAUCAGACCUAUCCGAGACCUGCAUUGGCUCCAUCUCCAAAACAAUGGAGCUCUACGGGGUCUCUAGAAACGCAACUAGCUUCUGCGGUCUAGGAACCAAGAUCCUCGUCAGGUACAACUGCGAAGGUCGGACCACCGUAACGCAAAUGCACCAGUCUCCAACGUUUGGACACGUUACAAGAAACUGCAGGGGACCGCUUUCUCCGGUUAACCAAUGCAGGAAGUGUUUGAACUCUGGUAUCACUUACCUUCGCAAUCUAGUUGGUGCAGAGACUAAUAACGUUACUCUAAGUACCUGUCGUGACGCGACUUACGCUACAUUAGCGAGCCGUAUGGACGAUGCUUCGGCUCUUGAGCUGCUUGGUUGUUUCUUUCAAGUGACUGAGCUUAGUGUUGUUCCUUCUUCAGUCUCGUUUCCACCGGUGGCGAGUCCUGGACCGUCUCCAAGCGUGGUUGGUGGUACUGCUGCUAUCCCAAGCAAGAGUGAUUCUCCAAUGACUUCAAGUGAAAGCAACAAUCCAUAUCACUUAACAUUGGUUCCAACCAUUGGGAUUGUUGUUACAGCGGUUUCUCUUACGAUGCUAGUGGUUCUGGUGAUUCUUAUACGUAGAAAGAACCGUGAACUCGAUGAGUCCGAGAGUUUGGAUAGAAAAUCAGCAAAGGCACUUCCUUCUCCCCGGCCUGUAUUCAAGAUUCAUCAAGGUGAUUCUUCUCCUUUCCAAAAGUUCAGCUACAAGGAAAUGAGAAAUGCAACGAAUGAAUUCAAGACGGUGAUUGGUCAUGGAGGUUUUGGGACUGUUUACAAAGCCGAGUUCAGCGAUGGAUUGGUUGCAGCUGUAAAGAGAAUGGACAAAGCCUCUGAACAGUCUAAACAAGAUUUCUGCAGAGAGAUUGAGCUUUUAGCUAAGCUUCAUCACCGUAACCUCGUUGCCUUGAAAGGCUUUUGCAUCGAAAAGAAAGAAAGGUUCCUCAUCUAUGAGUACAUGAAAAAUGGCAGCUUAAAAGAUCAUCUACAUUCUACAGAGAAGCCUCCACUUAGUUGGGAAACAAGAAUGAAAAUAGCUAUUGAUGUGGCUAAUGCUUUGGAAUAUCUUCAUUUCUACUGUGAUCCACCACUCUGCCACAGAGACAUUAAAUCCAGCAAUAUAUUACUCGAUGAGAGCUUUGUUGCUAAACUUUCAGAUUUUGGCCUUGCACAUUCAUCUAGAGAUGGGUCUGUUUGUUUUGAGCCUGUGAAUACUGAUAUCCAUGGAACUCCAGGGUAUGUAGAUCCAGAGUAUGUAGUAACACAACAGCUGACAGAGAAGAGUGAUGUGUACAGCUACGGAGUUGUGUUGCUGGAGAUUAUAACUGGAAGAAGAGCUGUUGAUGAAGGCAGGAAUCUUGUUGAAACGUCUCAGCGGUUUCUAGUGACUAAAUCAAGACACAAGGAUUUGGUAGACCCGAGGAUAAAAGACUCCAUUGACGAUGAUGAUGAUGAGGAGGGAGGGAAACAGCUUGAAGCUGUUGUGAGGGUUGUGAGAAUGUGUACAGAGAAAGAAGGCAGGUCUAGGCCAUCGAUAAAGCAAGUGUUGAGGAUGUUGUGUGAAAGCUGUGAUCAGUUGCAUAGCGGAUUUGCUAAAGCUGUUGAUGAGGAGGUAGGACAAGAUACUAUGCAGAGAACCGUUUUGAGAUUUCAAAGGAGCAAUAAUAACCGAUUCGUUGGUUCUUCAUCUUCCAAGUCAUUUGGCAGCCAGAGUGUACCUCACUCUCCAAUAAAUGGACUCUCUUUCUGAGUUAUUUUUUUUUUAAGCUUACUUAUAAAUAUAACAUUUAUGGAUUCAUAUUAAAAGCUCCCAUCA
Raphanus sativus (radish) is the source of this 2103-nucleotide messenger RNA. RefSeq names its product probable receptor-like protein kinase At1g49730. NCBI's taxonomy places the organism in Eukaryota, Viridiplantae, Streptophyta, Magnoliopsida, Brassicales, Brassicaceae. Gene Ontology annotation, biological process: protein phosphorylation. The record is from RefSeq and is a predicted model, not a curated record. Gene Ontology annotation, molecular function: ATP binding; protein kinase activity.